Messenger RNA from Nothobranchius furzeri (turquoise killifish), 3155 nucleotides. It is a transcript of the gene chtf18, whose product is annotated as CTF18, chromosome transmission fidelity factor 18 homolog (S. cerevisiae). NCBI's taxonomy places the organism in Eukaryota, Metazoa, Chordata, Actinopteri, Cyprinodontiformes, Nothobranchiidae. The record is from RefSeq and is a predicted model, not a curated record. Gene Ontology annotation, molecular function: ATP hydrolysis activity; ATP binding.
AACAACAAAAAUGCCGGGAACUUCAGGUGUGGCGGUUGCUGCCGAAGCUUAGAGGAAAACAUUCAUGGAAGAGACGUUUUCUGGUAUAUUUAGAACUGGUUGAAAUAUUUUCAGUUUCUCCGACUGUUAAUGUCAACCGUAAAAUUCAACAUGGACGAAUAUGACGAGAUGUUCGAGAUUGAAGACCACUUUGAGGAGCAGUUUGCCGACGAGCUGGAAGUGUUGGCUGAGAUGGAGGAGAAAACCUGCAAACCGGCGAAACGUCAGAAACAAAGCACAGGAGACGACAUUUCCGACAUCGAACACCUACUGGAUGAUAAACCAAUCACUCCAAAGUCUACGCGGCAGAAGAAGGAAAUGGGUGUGGUCAAGAGGCUUUUUAAUGCAGCAGAAAGUCAGGAGAGGAAAGUCCCAUCGCAGCAUGACGACAUCACACCACCUUCCUCUCCUGAGCAUUAUGAGCCAUCGGAUGCUGUGAGGUCCACUCCAGUUGUGUUGGACAUCAGCGGCUUUGCUGAAAUCCCGGAGACUCCCGGGCGACAUCCCAUCACAGGUUCACCAUCAUCCCUGCAUGUGCUGAAGCGACCUCCUUUGGAGGGAGACUACAUCAGCGUGACGGACUCCUCAGGGAAUCGGGUUUAUCUCAGACAGAAAGAGGACACAGAUACAAAGAUAACUGAGUCCAGACUCAUACCAAACUCCUACGGUGCCCUGGGGCUGCUGGCGGUUCCGAUAGGAGUUUUGAGGACACAGGAAGCUGAGCGGCGCCACCAGCAGGUUGUUGAGGAAUCCCAACGUCUUACAGAGCUACUGGACAGCAGUGUGAACGGCGUCUCUGCUGAGUUUGAGAACGCAGAAGAUGAGAACGCGGACCCUGAAGACGCAGAGGGACGGGCUUCUCGACUGUGGGUGGACAGGUUCUCUCCUCGCCAUUACACCGAGCUCCUAAGUGAUGACUUUACCAACCGCUGUCUGCUAAAGUGGCUGAAGCUGUGGGACACCGUGGUGUUCGGACGAGAGAGGAAGUCCCGCCCUGCGUUCUCCGACAGGCAGACCGGCGGGCAGAAGUCUUUCAAACCCAACCAGGGAAAUCAGAAUCCGAAUCGCUUCAAGAGUAAGAUCGAGAUGACUGAGGAGCUCCUGGAGGCUGAACUGGACCAGUACAAACGACCCAAAUUCAAGGUGGCAUUACUGUCCGGUCCUCCCGGUUUAGGGAAGACAACCUUGGCUCAUGUCAUAGCAAAGCAUGCUGGGUAUAAUGUGGUAGAGAUCAACGCCAGUGACGAUCGCAGCGCAGAGGUCUUCCAGAAACGCAUCGACACGGCAACGCAGAUGAAGUCCGUUCUAGGAGCCAGUGAGAGGCCCAACUGUCUCAUUAUCGACGAGAUCGACGGAGCACCUGCGGCAGCCAUCAACAUCCUGCUGGCGGUUCUGAACCGGAAAGACGGGCCUGCCGGAGAGGCCGGAGCAGAGGCUGCAAAGAAGAAGAAGAAGAAGGAGUCCAUGCUGCUUCGGCCAAUCAUCUGCAUCUGUAACGACCUCUACGCUCCAGCUCUCAGACCUCUCAGGCAGCAGGCCUUCCUCCUGGCUUUCCCACAAACCCAACCCUCUCGUCUCACACAAAGACUUGCCGAGAUCUCAGUGCAGCAGGGGCUGAAGGCAGACUCGGCUGCUCUGAUGUCGCUGUGUGAGAAGACCGACAAUGACAUCCGCUCCUGCAUCAACACACUGCAGUUCCUCCACAGUCGAGGCCUCAAGCAGCUGGACGCCAGAACCAUUCAGAGCGUCUCUGUUGGGCAGAAAGACCAGAAUAAAGGCUUGUUCCACCUGUGGCAGGAGAUCUUCCAGUUACCGCGUACUAAACGGAAACGUGUCGGUGAGGGAUUCGAUGAGGCUCCCGGUUCAGGAAGUGGAGCUCAAAGGUUCCAGAAUGUUUUACACCUCGCAUCGUCCAGCGGAGAAUACGAGAAGGUGUCUCAGGGCUUGUAUGAUAACUACCUGUCCAUGCGAGUGAGGGAUCCCAACCUGCAGGGCACGUGUGAGGCUCUGGACUGGCUGACGUUCUCCGACAGGCUGAAUCAAGUGAUCUUGCACGGACAGAACUUCUCUCUGAUGAAAUACCUGCCUUUCCUGUCUGUGGCCUUUCACUUCCUGUUCGCUCACACAAACGUGCCUCGCAUCAGUUAUCCUCACAGCCAUCACGAGGCCUCGUCCCGCCUCCUCGGCUGCAGGAAUGCUUUGUCCGCCAUGUUGGCUGACAUCCCAGCAAGCGUCCGAGCGAGGGUCAGCCAACUCAGUUUGAGCCUCGACGUACUCAGCCUGCUCCUGGACAUCAUCUGUCCCAAACUACGGCCUGUGAACCCGCAGCUGUUCAGCAGCAGGGAGAAGGAGCAGAUGCACGAGCUGAUCGACACCAUGCUGGCCUACAACCUUUCAUAUAGGCAGGACCGCACACCUGAGGGGCAGUACAUAUACGUGCUGGAGCCACGCGUCGAGGAGGUAGCGAGGUUUCCAGGCCUGCCGCCACGCCGGCAGCUGACGUAUCAGGCCAAACAGACCAUCAGCAGGGAGAUGGAGCAGGAGAAGAUGAGGAGAGCGGAGCAGACGAUGCUGCAGAGAAAUCCUGCUGCUGCAGCGAAAGAAGAGGAAAAGAAGAGCGCAGGUCCAAAACCGACCAGGAACCAUCAGCAGAGGUUGGAGAACAUCGUCAAACAGACCAUAGUGGAGAUGAGGCCUGAAGUGGACUUCUUUGGUCGAGCUGUUGCCCCCAGACCUCAGAGAGCAGAGCCGUCCUCGGACACGGGAGAGAAAUGUGCAGUUCUUGCAAUGGGAACGGCAGUGGGGAACAGCGACGUGUGGUUCCGCUUCAACGAGGGCAUGUCCAACGCCGUCCGACGGAACGUUUACAUCCGAGAGCUACUGUAACACACAUGAACACACACUCUUCUCUGUAUAUUUGUUGUUUCCAUGUUGUAUAAAUGCAUCCAGAUCAACCUGAAACAUUGUUCUUUGUUCAAAACAGUCUUUAUUUGGAUUGACAGUGUAAAGAGCCAAUAAAAAGAACAUUGCUCAAACUUGUAGAAAGCUACUCAGUGAUUUACACUCACACACACACACACACACACACACACACACACACACACACACACACACAC